UACGGGGGUUCUCGCCGCCAGGGGGCGGGUGGAGCGGCCAUGGCGGACUACGAGGCGGUGCAGCGCGGCCCGCUGCGGCUCAAGGGCAGCGGAGCCGGGCUGGGGGCCGGCAAACGGAAGAAGAAGAAGGCGAAGGACAAGGCCCAGAUCCUGGAGCAGAUCGUGAGCAGCAAGAAGCAGGAGGAGGAGAAGAAGCGCGGCCUGGACAAGCGGACUCCGGCCCAGGUGGCCUAUGAGAAGAUGCAGGAGAAGCGGCAAAUGGAGAGGAUCCUGAAGAAAGCGUCUAAAACCCACAAGCAGAGAGUUGAGGACUUCAACAGGCACCUGGAUACUCUGACUGAGCAUUACGACAUUCCGAAAGUCAGCUGGACCAAGUGAAUGGACUGCUUUUCGAGGCUUUGCAUCAGGAGUUCUGUUUGUAUUGAACGGGGUUGCCAUGUAAAUCUGUGUAUUCUUGAUAUUGAGUAUUUAAUAUAUCUUCUGAACAUUUAUGACCUUGUGCUGUCUUAUUUAAUUGUUUUUUAAAAUCAAAUAUUCAACAAAAUCUCUUGGCUAGUGAACACUGGUUUAUAGAGUUGCAGAGAGCUGUUUUUUUUAGUGCUCAAAGUCAGAUUAAGGCCAAAGUCAAUUGCUUUGCGCUAACUGGAAAAUGUUUUUUUAUUUGUUCAAUACUAACAGUUCGCCUUUUUAGAAGUGAAGAGUCAGCUUUUCAUGUAAGGUCUAGGACUUGUAUAAUUUCUAUCUAUACAUACCGGGGAGGAGGGGUGUGUGCUGUGUUCUAAGAUUUUCUUGUACCUUUACCUUUGAUGUAACUUCUUAUUAAAAUACUGCUUUCAUCCUUCA
Messenger RNA from Cygnus atratus (black swan), 843 nucleotides. RefSeq names its product family with sequence similarity 32 member A (gene FAM32A). NCBI's taxonomy places the organism in Eukaryota, Metazoa, Chordata, Aves, Anseriformes, Anatidae. The transcript is spliced from 5 exons. Bases 40 to 378 code for a protein of 112 amino acids. Gene Ontology annotation, cellular component: nucleolus. The record is from RefSeq and is a predicted model, not a curated record.